CAGAAUGGUGAUGAACACAGAUGGAUUCAAAUAGGUAGGUGGUUGAUGGUCAUUCAUUUUUUUUGUACCUGCUAACAAGUUGUUGGUUACAGUUAUGGAUGGAAUGAAGGCAACAUCUUCUGAUGGAAGAAGCUUACACCAUCAAAACUUGUUGCUCUUUAUGUUAAUUCAUCAGCACCUCAGAUAGAAAGACUCAAAGUGAGAGCAAAUGGUUUUUCUGAAUAAUGUCAAUUUAUGUCAAUUUAUCAGCACCCCAGAUAGAAAGAAUUACAGCAAGAAUAAUGAGUCUUUCUGAAGAAUGCAACAUAAUGACCUGCACCAAGGUCUCAGUUCCAAACCUUUUAACCUGUCAUGGCAUGCACUAGCCAAUGGUUUCCAAUUUUCUCAGAUAUUGUGAUAUCUUCAUUUUUAGUUAAAGAAGCAUUUGGUGAAUUUGUGUCCGAUUGGAGUGCAGAGAGAUUUGUUGAGAGGUGUGCAAUUUUAUCAUUUCUGGAUGACUCAUUCUGAAGUAAUUAGGGUUUGAUAAUAUUGUAAAGAAUCCUCUGGGAGGCACUGUCCAUAUGUCAUUCCCCUUAAGAGCUAUUGUCAAAAUUUUCUUUAACAAAGAUUUGCUUUGUCAGUAAAAAAUUAUUUGCAACAUAAAAACUCAAAAACAAUUUCCCAGUGUACAAACUCUGCUCUAACCAGGAUUACCUUUUAUCACAAGUUUGGCAUCAACAAGAACUGUUUAUUAACCUCUCUGCAUUUUACACCACAUUGCUUUUUUACUGCAAUACUCUACAACUAUAGAGCAGUAGGCACAUACAGUCAUAGACUGUCUUUUAUUUUGUACAGGUAUGCAUCAAGUCCUCUGUUUAAGGAAGAUGGCUUUUUCUUCAUCAGACAUAACAAGAGAUAUGUAGCCACAGCAUUUGCCUGGCAAGACAAAUUGAACUCAUUGGAAGGACAUCUUCAUUGGUUGGCAGUCUUGCCUGAGUAUCACAGACAGGGCUUGGGAAGGGCUCUUGCAUUGCGCGUUCUUCUUUACCAUAAGGAUCAUGGGAAGGAAUCAGUGAGUCUUAUAACAGAGGUGUACAGACAUGCUGCCCUUAAGCUUUACAAAGACAUUGGAUUUGUUUGUAGUGCUGAAGAGACCUGA
This is a messenger RNA of Pocillopora meandrina, 1138 nucleotides long. NCBI's taxonomy places the organism in Eukaryota, Metazoa, Cnidaria, Anthozoa, Scleractinia, Pocilloporidae. The record is from the annotation of a GenBank genome assembly.